AUGACCUGGCAGCAGCUGUUGGACGAGCUGUGCACAGCAAUCAGCAGCCACGACACGCUGAAGCUGGCGAUGUUUCUGCUGCGGAUCAUCAACCUGCAGGACAUGGAGGACUUCCGGCCAGAGCAGACGUCGCUGGACUUCAUGCUGAUCAACCGGUCCAUUGCGGCGGCACAGCGGGGCGGCGGCGGCAGCGGCGACGAGUUCUUCCAGCAGCUCUUCCUGCUGUGCAUGGACCUGCUGGUGGCGCUCAAGAGCGGCAACGUCGACACGCAGAUCCGGUGCCAGACGGAGCAGAUCAACCUCCUGUCGAAGCGGCUGCUGGACGAGCCCUCGUUCUUCCUCAUGCCGAUCAUCAUUGUAGCCAAAAACCUGCGCCGGGUGGUGUUCUCCAACUACCCGCCCAACAGCGCCCGCAUGCUCGACGACAGCACGGCCACCCCGACGGUCGACAGCUUCACCAACGCGAUCCAGCGCCCGUUCAAGCUCUUGAUCUCCAACAAGUCCGACAACACAAUCAACAUCUCCGCCAUCCACAUCUUUGCGUCGCACUUGUUCUCCAUCUACUUCAAGUACAACAAGUUGAACGCCGUCAUCAACCUCUACAAGGUGUUGUCCAACACGGUCCUCAGCGACACCGCCCGAGAUACCCGUAGAAUAGAAAUGAGCCCGAUGCUGCCCACGCAGUCCUUGUUCGACUACUUCAUCGGACUGUCCCUCCUCGUCCAGUCCAACUACGAGAAGUCGUUCGCCUUCUUCAACUCCGCAUACCAAAACAAGCACUCCAGGUCGCUGGACCUCAAGAUCUUGUUCUACCUACUCCCAUUGAACUACCUCAUCUCCAAGAAACUCCCUACAGACGCGUUUUUCCAAAAGCACCCGGACCUCAAGGUCAUCCAGCCGCUCUACACCUGCAUCAAAAAACUGUCCUUGUCCGAUUACAACAAGAACCUCGAGGCUUUCAAGUUCCUCUUGCUCAGGUUCAAGGUCUACUCCCUCUACAUCAAAUUCCAGACAAUGAUCCAGCUGCAGACCCUGAAAACCGCAUACGCCAUCUACAAAGACACACAGACCCCGGAACAGCUGCAGAAGGCCCACAUCGUCGCCUUUUCCUUCUUCACCACCUCCCUCAACCUGGGCACCUCCUGCACGCAGACCGAUUUUGACACAGAGUGUCUUCUCUGCCGACUCAUUGCCACCAACAACAUCAAGGGCUAUCUCUCCCAUGCCAAACAGGUCAUCGUCCUCAGCAAGUCGUCCCCCUUCCCUUAG
This is a messenger RNA of Pichia membranifaciens NRRL Y-2026, 1269 nucleotides long. RefSeq lists its product as hypothetical. The record is from RefSeq and is a predicted model, not a curated record. Gene Ontology annotation, cellular component: transcription export complex 2. The transcript has a single exon. Gene Ontology annotation, biological process: post-transcriptional tethering of RNA polymerase II gene DNA at nuclear periphery; poly(A)+ mRNA export from nucleus; transcription elongation by RNA polymerase II. Bases 1 to 1269 code for a protein of 422 amino acids. Gene Ontology annotation, molecular function: RNA binding; double-stranded DNA binding. NCBI's taxonomy places the organism in Eukaryota, Fungi, Ascomycota, Pichiomycetes, Pichiales, Pichiaceae.